ACUUCUUCUCGAACCUUCUCGAUUUGAGGCUUUUCAUUUUCCCAAAUCAAAGUGAAGAGCUUUGAUCUCCAAAAUCGAAUCUUGUAACAUCUCCAUUUCACAGUUUCCCUCUCUUCUUUUACUCUCAAACCCAACAAGAGUAGAGCAAAACCCUAGAACGAAACCACCCCACAUGGCGAUUAUCUCUGAGGUAGAAGAAGAAAGCAGUAGCAGCCGACCCACGAUGCUCCCGUUUAGGGCGACGUUCGAUUCUUCAAACCCAUUAGGGUUUUUGGAGAAAGUUUUUGACUUUCUUGGAGAACAGAGCGAUUUUCUCAAGAAAACUUCCGCGGAGGAGGAGAUCGCCUUCGCGGUUAGGGCGGCGAAGGAGAAGUUAAAGAAGGCUGAGAAGAAGAAAGCUGAGAAAGAGACGGUGAAGCCUGUUGAGAAGGUUAGUGUUAAACCUGUGGAGAAGAAGGUUGAGAAGGAGAGUGUGAAGCCGAGUGUGGCUACUUCAAGUGCUGAGCCUAUGGUUGUGGAGAAGCCUAAGGAAGAGGAGAAGAAAGAAUCUGGUCCCAUUGUUCCUAAUAAAGGUAAUGGAACUGAUCUUGAGAACUACUCAUGGGUCCAGAGUCUCCAGGAGGUCACUGUUAACAUUCCAGUGCCUACUGGCACUAAAGCACGAACUGUUGUAUGUGAGAUUAAGAAAAACCGUCUCAAGGUUGGUCUCAAAGGCCAGGAUCCAAUAAUCGAUGGGGAGCUUUACCGAUCUGUGAAACCUGAUGACUGCUACUGGAAUAUUGAGGAUCAAAAGGUGAUUUCGAUUCUCUUGACUAAGCAUGAUCAGAUGGAGUGGUGGAAAUGCUGUGUGAAAGGUGAACCCGAAAUAGAUACUCAGAAAGUUGAACCAGAGAGCAGCAAAUUAGGUGACCUUGACCCAGAAACUCGCCAGACUGUUGAGAAAAUGAUGUUUGAUCAAAGGCAAAAGCAGAUGGGUCUUCCAACAAGUGACGAGCUACAGAAGCAAGAGAUUCUCAAGAAAUUCAUGUCUGAGCAUCCAGAGAUGGACUUCUCAAACGCAAAGAUAAACUGAUGCUCCUGUCGUCGUCUGGUCUCUCUGCCAAGAAAAAAAAACCAUUUUUGCAUCUUCACCAACUUGCUUUUCGUUGCAUCUGUUAAAAACUUGUUCCCUUUUUACUUACUGCUUCUGUUUUGUCUACUUUGAAAGCAAGUUCAUGUUCGGUUUAACGUCCUUAGCUUUGUGGUUCUUUGGUGUUUGUUGAUUGGAACUGUUCAAGAAAACCAGUUAUCGUUGUUAAUUCAUAUGA
Molecule: messenger RNA, 1307 nt
Organism: Capsella rubella
Lineage: Eukaryota; Viridiplantae; Streptophyta; Magnoliopsida; Brassicales; Brassicaceae
Product: protein BOBBER 1
Exons: 6
Coding region: 173-1072 (299 amino acids)
Biological process (GO): protein folding
Cellular component (GO): cytoplasm
Source: RefSeq, a predicted model, not a curated record